Tribolium madens (black flour beetle) is the source of this 4361-nucleotide messenger RNA. RefSeq lists its product as uncharacterized. NCBI's taxonomy places the organism in Eukaryota, Metazoa, Arthropoda, Insecta, Coleoptera, Tenebrionidae. The coding region runs from base 150 to 3992 and encodes 1280 amino acids. The record is from RefSeq and is a predicted model, not a curated record. The transcript is spliced from 10 exons.
AGCUUGGCUUCAGCGAUUCCUGCUGGUGUUUCUUCCACAGCGAUAGCAAUGUUGGUUUUGAUAGUAGGAAUCGGUGUUCAGUGCUAUACGGUUGUGUGAGUGACAUAAUACCGGCGUAUGUUUAUGUUGUGCCAUAUGAUGAGUAAAAAAUGACAUCGACGACUACAAUAAGAAAAUCCUACGGGAGCAGAAAGAUCUUUACCUUUCCUGAAGACUAUUCUCUUCGAUCCCCGAAACAAAGACCAAGUUCGGCGAAUCUUCCCAGGAAGAACGAAGAAGCCACCAAAUUAAUUAAAUACAUUGAUGAUAACAUCAUCGGGAAAAAUAACGCCUUUUUGGGACCAUUCGGGCGCAGAAAAGCUGUUUAUUGCGAUUAUGCGGCCUCUGGGAGAUCCCUUCAAUUCAUCGAAGAAUAUAUCACACGUGAAGUUCUUCCAAGUUAUGGAAAUACACAUUCGACUACUUCCAUAACGUCUCUUCAGUCCACUAAUUUUAGACAAGAAGCCCGCGAUAUAAUUAAAAACGCAUCGAACGCCUCUGAUUCCGACGCGGUUAUUUUUACCGGUCAUGGUUGUACGGAUGCCCUCCAGAAAUUAAUCAGUGCUUUGGACCUGCGAGAACCCCCAAUUGUGUUCACUGGCUCAAGUGAGCACCACGAUAACAUCCACUUGUGGCAAGAAAUCGGCGCUAAGAUGAUCCGAAUUGCGGAGACCAAGGAAGGGUUCUUGGAUCUGGUCGAUUUGGAAAACCAGCUGCGUUUUCACCAGAAUUACGGGAGACAAAUGAUUGGGUGUUUUUCAGUGGCUUCCAAUGUGACUGGGAUUGUUAUUGAUGAUGUUGCCUGUACUAUUCUGCUGCAUCAGUACCAAGCACUUGCUUUCUGGGAUUACAACAUCGCGGCUCCGUCAAUUAACAUCAAUAUGAAUCCCGUUGUUCCCGGAGUUGAGGAAAAUUCGGCGAACAAAGACGCGAUUUAUUUCUCCGGACAUAAGUUCGUUGGUGGUGUUCAAACUCCGGGAAUUCUUAUUGCCAAAAAAACUAUUUUUAGACGUCUAAAUUCGUGCGAAACAGACGGCUUCUUCACGUCACAAGAGUACAAUAAAAGUUUUGAGAUGCAAGAAGAGGGAAGUUGUGCAGCUGUGGUCGAAUCAAUCAGAGCUGGACUUGUCAUGCAAUUGAAAGAGACCGUCACUGUUGCCAACAUUGUACAAAGACAGGAGAAAAUUAACAAACAAAUGCUGCAACACAUUCGAACCAUUCCUGAAAUAAUCCUCCUGGGGAACACUUCACCGAACUUGCGCAGGAUUCCAGUCUUCUCCUUCAUGGUGCGCCACCCCAGAGGCACUUUCCUACACCACAAUUUCGUCGCWGCCGUCCUUAACGACGUUUUCGGGAUCCAAGCCCGAGCUGGGUGUCCCUGCUCAGGAGUCUAUGCUCAGGAUUUGCUAGGAAUUGAUCCGUGUCUCGCCGAUCAGUACGAAAAUAUCAUCCUGGAAGACAGGCGACUYAGUAGUUUGGAUUUAGGGGUCGAUAACUCAAAUUUAGAGUUACUCAGGCCGGGUUUUACCCGAAUCAGUCUUCCUUACUUUAUCAAUGAUGCUGAGUUGGCUUUUAUCAUGGAAGCUGUAAAGAUGGUAGCGACCGAAGGCUGGAAGUUGCUACCUCAGUACGUCGURGACCUCGARACCGGUCAAUGGCGCCACCACACCAACGCCAUGUUAAAAGAYCGGAAAUGGUUAUCGUCAAUACGAUACGUCGAUGGUAAAAUGACAAUGAACGAAAGACGGGUUUCCGGACCCGGACUUUUCCCUCAAAGUCACCAGGAGUGUUUACAAACUGCCAGAAAUUUAUUCAACCGGGCCCGGAAAACUGCCAAUCGGACUCCUUACACCGACCAAGGGAUUAGUUUCGACUCCCGAGGGGAGAAACUCCGGUGGUUUAUGUUACAACACGAAGCUCAGAAUAUCCUCACUAGUAACGCACAAAACAUCAAACAGAAAGUACCCUUCGAUCCUGUGACUUACUCAGGAUCUAAAAGAACCGAAACCAAGGAACACAACCCGCCCCCGGUAUCAAACUCUGGCUCCCCGAGACAUUUCAGCUUACCCUCAAUUGAUGACCCGAGAAUCCUCACAUGUUCCUCUCCAGUCCCGUAUUUCYUACAAGACGUAAACGGCCUUUACUACCCUCAAUUGAGUCAACCUACGGUCAAUUUCGCUGUUGGUGAGACCGUCAAUUCGGCCAAUUUGAACCACUUGCAGAAUUUUGCAAGGGAGAGGUGUUUGAGUUUAGGGGCGCCUAAUAUCUCACCGCCGGUUUUGAGUCCUCAAACACGGGCUAGUCUAGGUAUGAAACACUUCAGGCAAAGAAACUUCAGUUAUAGUAGCCAGAAUGAGUUGCAUUCCUUGGAGUCGGAAAAUAACGUUUCGCCCACUCACAGUUUGAAUGUCCUCUCGACGAGUAGUUACGAAAGUCAAGUGGGGCGGGCCUCCCCAGCCCCCGACAUCCAAACUUAUGUCACGGAAAUGACCAAAGAACUCGCCACGAAUAUCAAAUCCGAGAUUCGUGAAGUGAUUUCACGAGUGGAAGAUGUGUUAGAAAACACUGAUAGUAUUGUUUGCUACGAGCGACAUGGAAGUGGGAGCGAGGAUGGUCGUAGUGACUCGAUUUCGGCCAAUGAAGUCGCUGAAUAUAUCGAAAAAGUUUCAAUUGAGAUGGCGAAUGAGGUUAAGAGUGAAAUCAGGGAUGUUGUUAGUGCUGUUGACGUGUUUAUAACACCUGAUUGUCAGUAUUCUCGUGAGGAGAAGAACGAGUUGAGGGAGGUUUACACUCCGGGUUCCAGUAGCGAAACUGUCAUUCAUUUAAUCAACCGACUUAGUGAUGAAGACGAAACGCAGCGUGAGRAACCGUACAAGAACAAGAUUUUAACCUCGACUGUUGCUAGUGUUAGUUCGCAAGAUAGCGGGAUUAACUUAUCAUUCCACGAGCAAGAGUACUUAAGUAACGAGUUUGGGAAGACUCGCAGCAAUUCCGAGUCAUUGGCUCGCAAGUCGGAGAGCGAAGUGAAGUUUUCGACGUUGCAAAAACAGAAACAGAAAUAUAUUAGGACGACUAGCGACAGUGGRGCUUUGGAGGCGGCGGCGGCGAAAUGGAUGUGUUCACCGAAAAGUAUUUGGCAGCCGACGGUGGAAGCCAUCCAAGAGUUUGAAAUGAUCAAAGAUGGGGAUAAUGUCAUGGUUUGUUUAUCAGGGGGAAAAGACUCGCUCAGUCUCUUGCACACGCUUUUGCAAUUCCAAAAUUACGCCCAAAAUAAGGGGAUUUUGUUCAGUUUGGGGGCGGUGACGGUGGAUCCGGACACGUCAGGGUGCGACCCCUGUGUCCUUAUCCCUCAUUUGAGGAGUUUAGGAGUGCACUACAUCAUCGAUGAUAAGAAGAGCGAUCCGGGGGAUGAAUCAGAACAAAGAGAAGAAGCCAAAGAGAAUCUUUAUAGCUUUUGUACGUCAAGCACUCGUCGUCGUUUAUAUUCCGCAGCCAAAAGUUCGGGGUAUAAUGUCCUGGCCAUUGGCCAACAUUUGGAUGAUCUCUGCGAAAAUUUCUUCCUUUCGGUGUUCCACACCGGGAGGUUGCGCACCAUGAGAGCUCACUAUUACAUUAAGGAACACAAACUUAGAGUUAUAAGACCGUUUGUGUACGUUCGAGAGAAGUAUUUGCGCCAGUUUGUCAGUAAUCAGAAUUUGCCGGUUUCCGGUAACGUUUGUGGUCCAGAUUUGACAAAAGAGAGGCAGAGGAUUAAGCAGGUGUUGACGCAGCAGGAAAUUCUGUUUCCGAAGUUGUUUACCAGUCUUCGGUCAGCACUACAUCCACUGAUUGGUUUCCAAAUCAAAGAGUGUGAAGUUAAGUAUCGACGAAGAUUGAAAUCGAAGGAGAAUGAAGAUUGCUCGGAGAAUGAGACUGAUGAGGAACCGGUCGUGUCAGGGGACUCGAACUGCUAAUUUUCUGGAUGAGUGUUUUGGUGUGAGAGUCAUAUCAAAAAUUUUUCGAAUUUUUGAUUUUUGUACAAAUUUUGUGAUUGUCGCGGUCUCAAGAAAUUUUUUACCAAGACCGCAUUAUUUUCCAAUAAUUGGAACAGAAUGAUAUUAUCGACUGAGUUACUUUUAUAUUGUAUUUAAUUUCUACUUAACGCGUUGAUGCAUUUUUAGUUAAGUACAGUGUUGAUGUGGUAUGGAUUGUGCAGUUUCCUUUAGGGAGUGUGAUUUUGAAAGUAUAUAAUUGUUGCAUUCAGAUUUAAGAUAUUUAAUAAUGUUAAUAUGAGUGAAAUGUAUUUUAUUUCCUAAAAACUGUAAUAAAAACUUGAAAUUUCA